GGAUUUCUAGUGACUCUCUUUAUUUCAGCCAAACACACAUAUAACACACACGCGCGCGCGCACACACACACAUGUGGAGGAUUUGUGUGUAUUUCUGCAGCUGAUCCGCGCGGUUUUCGGAGCGCUCACACACACACAGACACACACACACACACUGCAUGAAUCUCCUCCAGCGCGGGCUGAAGAUGAGUGUGUCCGGAGCUCCGAGCCCGAGUCUCUCCGAGGACUCCGCCGGCUCCCCGUGCGCCUCCGCCGGCUCGGGAUCGGACAGCGAGACCCCCCGCGCAGAGCCGCCGCUGCACAGGGACGAGCAGGAGAAGUUCCCGGUGUGUAUCCGGGACGCGGUGUCGCAGGUGCUGAAGGGCUACGACUGGUCUCUGGUGCCCAUGCCGGUGCGGGUGAGCGGCUCCGGGAAGAGCAAACCGCACGUCAAGAGACCCAUGAACGCGUUUAUGGUUUGGGCUCAAGCCGCGCGGAGGAAACUGGCGGACCAGUACCCGCACCUGCACAACGCGGAGCUCAGCAAAACACUCGGCAAACUCUGGAGACUGCUGAACGAGGGUGAGAAGCGUCCGUUUGUGGAGGAGGCGGAGCGGCUGCGGGUCCAGCAUAAGAAAGAUCAUCCAGACUAUAAAUAUCAGCCCAGACGGAGGAAAUCAGUGAAGAGCGGUUCAGCAGAGUCAGAGGAUGGGGAGCAGACGCAGAUCUCCACCAAUGCGCUGUUCAGAGCCCUGCAGCGGGCAGAAACACCCGACUCCAGCACCGGCGAGCUGCACUCUCCUGGAGAACACUCUGGUCAGUCUCAGGGCCCCCCCACGCCGCCCACCACCCCUAAAACGGAUCUGCCGGUGUGCAGUAAAGCAGAUCUGAAGCGGGAGCGGGAGCGAGACCGAGAGCGCCCCCUGCAGGACGGCAUUGACUUCGGUGCGGUGGACAUCGGCGAGCUGAGCAGUGAUGUCAUCUCCAACAUAGAGGCCUUCGAUGUCAAUGAGUUUGACCAGUACCUGCCUCCGCACGGGGCCCCGGGGCCGGCCGGUGCAGGGUUCCCCAGCGGGUACGGCAGCGCAGCCUGGAUGCACAAACCGCUCGCUAGUAGCUCCAUGGCUAACAGUGGUGAGCAGCACCAGCAGAGGGCGCAGAUCAAGACGGAGCAGCUGAGCCCGGGCCACUACAGUCAGCAGCCGCCACAGCAGCAGUUCUACAGCGCCCCCUACAGCCGAGCGCAGUAUACAGAGUACAGCGAGCAGCACAGCUCCUACUACAGCCCGUACCCCGCAUUCAGCUACAGCAGACCCCCGUACACCCCUGCAGCGGCAGCCGACACUGCACACACACACCACUGGGACCCGCAGCCCGUCUACACACAGCUGUCCAGACCCUGAGCAACACUGGACACACACACUCGCGCGCGCACUGCUAGAGAUGCUCUAAAGUCCGCCUGAAUCACUAUCGGCAGUGUCUGUUUUGACAGCUCACAUCGUUAUUCUUAAUGUGAAGGGUUACGCUUGUUUCGGUAAUCUUUAAUCAAAGUCUGAGCGUCAGCUUCAGUGUGUGGACCGGCGCUCCUUCUGAUAAUGUUAACCUGAGGGUUUCUAUAGCAACUGCAUAUCUCUAUUCUUAACUACACCUGUCUGAACCGUUCUAUGAGGGAAUGAUGCGCGCUAAACAAAGCCCCGCCCUCUACUCAACGUCUGUUUUGGUAAUCUUCAAUCAAAUCUAAGCAUUUACUUCUGCAUCUGGAGUGACGGUCCUUAUGUUAACGUUAACCUGAGGGUUUCUAUAGUAACCCUAUAUCAAUAUUCUUAGCCACGCCCCUCUUACCGUUAGUCUGCUAUGAGGCAGAGAGGGGGAGAGAGAGAUAGGUGCACUAUUCCAAAAUGUCCAAUCAUCAGCUGAUUCAUAUAGACUCACACAGGUCCAGGAAGUUCUUUAAAUAAUGUUUGAUAACUAUAAAACACACACAAUCUCAAUUUUUAAAACGUUGUACCUUUCAAAAGUGAUAAACAACUGUAGCUGUGUAUGCUCAUUUCCAGGAACUAUUGAAAGGCUCGAUGAGCUGCCAUUGCUGUUAAUAGAACUGACUAUUGGAGUCAAUGGAGUUUUCUCAACUCUCUCUCUCUCUCUCUCUCUCUCUCUCUCUCUCUCUCUCUAUGGCUCUGCUAUGAGGGAAGGGGUCUAAAAGAAAGCCCUGCCCCCUUUGUGUGCUAUGGUAAUCUUCAAUUUACUUCUAUAUUUGUAGUGGCUCCUUCUGUUGACCUCAAUCUGAGGGUUUCCAUAGCAACUGCAUAUCAAUAUUCUUAGCCACGCCCCUUUUAGUGUGCUAUGAGGGAAUGAUGUGCAAAAGAAAGCCCCGCCCCCUACUCAAUAUUCCGUUUCAGACGGACGUACGUCAGCACACUGAAUUUAAGGCCUCGGCUGCUUCUGGUUCAGGCGGACUGUACAGUGCUGAAAGAGCAGAGCGGCUCCCGACCGUGCCUUCUACACAGCGCUCGGAGCUGGGAUUAUAUUUUUCUAGAUAUAAUGAAACAAAGAGAAUUCCUCUGUGAGGACAGCCUGGAGAUUGUUAUUUUAGUAUGUACUGUGUAUGUGUGGCUCUCAGCGUGUUGGGUCGGGGGUUUAUUCGCUCCUCCCCGACCGCGGUCAGCAUAUUUUUGUAAAGACUCUUUAUCUGCUGGACGUGUCGUCUCCUCUGUGUAUAUUGGUGUGGGGCUUCAGCUCAUUCUACAGUCUGAAACGCCAAUGCUUGUAGAGUCCGUGCCUGAGCGUCAAUCAGUUUCUGUGAAAAACACACUGCCUUCAUCCGCCUGUGCCUAUAGACACGCACACACACACUGCUGGAGCUCAAACAGGAAGUGACCUUUGACCUAAGGCUGACCGGAGCCCAGCAUUGGUCAGAGUCUUAACCUCUUUAAUUUAUUCAUUAGUCUUGAUUUGACUGGAAAGUAAUACUGUUUUGCCUUUUAUUAUUGACUUUGGUUUGGUGCGACUAAUUUGUGACGAGUUGUUCUGCAGAGAUGAUUACGAUUUAGUAAACUUUAACCGUCUCCUUUAUUUAUCAUUGGUUAAUGUCUAAAACUGUUGUUUUGAUAAUCUAGUUGAGUGCAGAUGACUUACCAUUGUGGACAUCUUCAUAGAAACAACUGGAAUGUGUUGCUGUUGCUGUUGUGUGGGUUAUUAACAUGUGGACUUCAUAGAUCUCUAUGAGAGCACCAGCAUUUCUGUCAAGCCCCAUUCUGUGUGUGUCUGUCAAAUAAAACACGCCACCCUCUUCAGAGAAGCUUAUCUUUUGUAUCAUAUUGUUUGCAAUAAAAAGAAAGAUACUCCAAA
Molecule: messenger RNA, 3327 nt
Organism: Danio aesculapii
Lineage: Eukaryota; Metazoa; Chordata; Actinopteri; Cypriniformes; Danionidae
Gene: sox9b
Product: SRY-box transcription factor 9b
Exons: 3
Coding region: 159-1382 (407 amino acids)
Biological process (GO): positive regulation of chondrocyte differentiation; oligodendrocyte differentiation; chondrocyte differentiation
Cellular component (GO): nucleus
Molecular function (GO): DNA-binding transcription factor activity, RNA polymerase II-specific; RNA polymerase II cis-regulatory region sequence-specific DNA binding
Source: RefSeq, a predicted model, not a curated record